This is a messenger RNA of Penicillium subrubescens, 612 nucleotides long. It is a transcript of the gene pst2, whose product is annotated as putative NADH-quinone oxidoreductase Pst2. The coding region runs from base 1 to 612 and encodes 203 amino acids. NCBI's taxonomy places the organism in Eukaryota, Fungi, Ascomycota, Eurotiomycetes, Eurotiales, Aspergillaceae. Gene Ontology annotation, molecular function: NAD(P)H dehydrogenase (quinone) activity; FMN binding. The transcript has 4 exons. The record is from RefSeq and is a predicted model, not a curated record.
AUGGCUCCCAAGGUUGCUAUUGUCUACUACUCGAUGUACGGCCACAUCCAGAAGCUGGCCGAGGCUGAGAAGAAGGGUAUUGAGGCCGCCGGUGGUGAGGCCACUAUCUACCAGAUUGCUGAGACUCUCCCUGAGGAGGUCCUCACCAAGAUGCACGCUCCUGCCAAGUCCGCCUACCCCAUUGCUGAGCCUACCGACCUUCUGGAGUACGAUGCCGUUCUCUUCGGUGUCCCCACCCGUUACGGUAACUUCCCUGCUCAGUGGAAGACCUUCUGGGACAAGACCGGCUCCAUCUGGGCCUCCGGCGGCUACUGGGGCAAGUAUGCUGGUGUCUUCGUUUCCACCGGUACCCCCGGUGGUGGCCAGGAGUCCACUGUCAUUGCCUCCAUGAGCACUCUCGCUCACCACGGCUUCAUCUACGUUCCUCUGGGUUACAAGACCGCCUUCCCUCUCCUUGCCAACCUCGAGGAGGUCCACGGUGGUUCCCCCUGGGGUGCCGGUACCUUCGCUGGUGCCGACGGUUCCCGCCAGCCCACCGCUCUCGAGCUUCAGAUCGCCGAGACACAGGGCAAGUCCUUCUACGAGGCUGUUGCCAAGGUCAACCACCAGUGA